ACCUAUAUUAACCUUCCACGGCAGGGCAGAAAUGCAGAAAGGAGAGAGAGAGAAGAAGACACUGCCUAGAAGACCAAGGGUGGGCGUUGUCUCAGAUGCUGCUGAAAAGCCGCGGACUGCUAUGAAAAGAGAGAAAAAGGAGAGAUGGGGGAUGAGAGAGUGAGAGAAAAGGUAGCGAGCGUAAGAGGUGUAUAGAGAUGAAAGAGAGAGCGGACGGUGUGGCAGGUAAAUAAAAAGGCACAGCCAGUAUGAGCUGGGUAGGUACGAUAUAGUAGUAUGCCUACCUGCCUCUGUAUCUCAGGUUACCUGGCACUGUUGGCACUGUUGGCACUGUUGGCACUGUUAGGCAUAUCGCACCGCGUACAGCAGUGUAGCGCACUGUGGGGCAUUGUGUCAACGGGCAUCGUCAAGCCAUCCAUCGUACUCAUAAGUAGGUAUUGGAAAAGAGCAUGGGCAGCGUAGCGUAUCAUAGGCUUAUUUGAAGCAAGGGGACAUUCCGAGCUGGUGCUUCUGAAACAGGGUGCUGCUCAGUUUCAAGAACCGCUUGCUGUUGCCAAUAAGCGAUGGCUAGCUACGAGUUGCACCAUGCCUUAAGUACC
Molecule: messenger RNA, 599 nt
Organism: Durotheca rogersii
Lineage: Eukaryota; Fungi; Ascomycota; Sordariomycetes; Xylariales; Xylariaceae
Exons: 1
Coding region: 277-462 (61 amino acids)
Source: RefSeq, a predicted model, not a curated record